AUGAUCUUCCUUGAGAAUGUAAAGAUAACGCCGCCUCAAAAAGUGGAGAUCAGCAACCACCCGAACAAGAAGAAGAUCGACGUAAAGGUUGGCGAUUCUCGUCGCUUGGAAUGCGUGGUUCGAUCGGCGAAACCAGCUGCCUCGAUCGUCUGGUAUCGCGGAAACGUUCAGAUCAAAGGGGGUGACACGGUCAUUACGCCGAUUUCCAUCGAGGGUGAUAAAGAAGUACAGAAGCCAGGAGAGAACAAGAAAGAAUUGCUCAAAUACGACACCCACGGUUCCAUCGUCAUCGUCCCCACUGCUGAUGAUAAUGAUAUGGAUUACACCUGCGAGGCUAAUCACCCUGCGAUACCUAUCGACAUGCCUCUGAGAGCAACCAUCAAACUCUCUGUAUUUUAUCCGCCCGGCAUGCCGUAUAUCGAGGGCUACACCGAGGGAGAGACCGUGAAACGUGGACAACAAUUGGAGCUAACUUGUCGAUCUCGCGGCGGAAACCCACCCGCGCAGAUCAUCUGGUACAGAAACAACGAACAAGUUAUGACUAUGUACAGGACGGAGGGUAGCUUCUCUGAAAACGUGUUGUCGAUCAUCGCGAAAGCGCAGGAUAACAACGCGAGGUACAGAUGCGAGGUGUUCAACAUCAUGAGCGUCGAGCCUAUGAAGGUGCACGUGGAUCUCACUGUGUUCUUCGCGCCAUCCGGAGUGACGAUCACGGGACCCACGGAAGCGAAGGCUGAAGAACAAGUGGUGAUCACCUGCACCACGGAGAACUCGAAUCCUCCUGCUGACAUCAAGUGGACCGUGGACGGACACAAUUUCGAGAGCAACGCUUCUCGAACCGAGCCUGCACCUCAAGGCGGCUGGAUCACCUCGUCGAACGUGACGUUCACCAUAAAUCGCACCAGCCGCAACAUCGUGGUGAUAUGCGACGCGUCCAACGUCAAGCUGACGGAGAACGUCGUCAAGACCCACACCAUAACCGUGAUUUAUCCACCGUCGAAACUUAACAUCACCGGCCUCGAGGAGGGGACGACGAUCGACGCUGGCACGGUGCUGAAAUUGAUGUGCACCGCCACUUCCGGAAAUCCCCUCGCCACGUUAACCUGGUACAAGAACGACAAGAAGGUAUUGGGAACCAUAAGAACACGAGACCACGCGAUUUCCAGCGAGUUGGCCAUUCUCGUAAACGCGUCCGACAAUAACGCGCGCAUACGAUGCGAGGCAGCGAAUUCCGCCACUGAAAUUCCUCUGCUCAAAGUGCUUGUCCUGAAAAUUAACUUUCCGCCUGAGAAAGUCAAGAUCACCCGCGAGCCGCAGAAUCUGCACGCGGGCCAGGAGGGUCGUAUCAUUUGCGAAUCGAGCAGCAGUAAUCCAGCAGCGGAGAUGUCGUGGUGGAAGGGUGGUAUCCCGGUGCAGGGUACCAAAAAUGGCACUAAGCCCGGCUUACACGGCGGAUUUCUGUCGUUCGUGGAGCUCACGUUGGACGUGACGGAAGAAAUGAACGGGGAGCUGUACACGUGUCAGGCGAGAAACAAUCAAAUGGACAGGUCUAUUCACGACGCCACCACCCUCGACGUAUUGUACAAACCGAUAUUCUCCUCGAUCGAGCCUUACGAAUUAAUCGGAAUGGAGGGCGAGCCUUUCGUGAUUUCCGUCUCAGCUAUGGGAAACCCUAACGAGAUAAGGUACACGUGGACAAGGGAUGGUUUGCCCUUGGUGAGUAAUAACAGGAGAAUAUCUGUCCGUGCUGCGACAUUGAAUAUUACCAAGCUGGAUCGUCACGAUGCUGGAACUUAUAUCUGUGAGGCGACUAACGACGAAGGAACCACGUUCUACCAAUUGAACUUGACCGUCCAGUACUCGGCAAAGAUUAAACGCACCUCGGCGUCCGGAAUAGUGUAUCCACCAAGAAUCGAAGCAAAAUUGUUCUGCGAGGUGGAUGGUAGCCCCAUAGGAGACGAGUACGUCACGUGGCAGAAAGUUGGCUCGAACUCGGAGCUCUCUGGCAGAUAUUCCACCUCUUUCAUCAACAAAACCUCUUAUCUGCACAUCGAAAGCCCUGAUCAGGAAGAUGUCGGAGAAUAUCAGUGCAAAGUUAACAAUGGAAUCGGCAACGUUACCUCCGAACCCAUCCUUUUCGUUACGAACUUCAAACCGCAAAUGCUGAACACUCCAUUGACGAGAAAGGCAGCAGCGAACAAGGGAAUAAACGUGCAAUUGUUCUGUAAAGCCAGAGGCUCGCCCCUGCCACGGUUUAGCUGGACAUUCAAUGGGAAAACCCUGUUGCCAAAUGUUACUGAGCACAAAUAUAACAUUUUGCACACUGACCUAAGCGAAUUAAUUUCCGAGUCGACGCUGACCAUUUUCCUCGUGACGUCGCACGAUUACGGGAAAUACGAGUGCCGAGCGAUGAACAAAAUGGGACAGUCGUCGGAUAUCAUACACCUGGACGUGACGUCGCCGCCAGACAAGCCGAGCGACCUCGAGGUCUACAAUGUCACCCACGACUCCGUCACCCUGAUGUGGAAAAGAGGAUUCGACGGUGGCUUGCCGACCUCCUAUCAGAUUCGUUGGCGAGAGGCUCUCGACUACGAGGAUCGAUAUCACUAUCUGGAUGUAUCGCCGGGAGAAUAUAAAACCACGAUAACGGGACUGUCCCUCGGGACUUACUAUGUGUUCAGCGUGAAAGCCAUUAACGAGAAGGGGGACAGUGGCUUUCUCCCGGACCUGGUUAAAGUUCAGACGCUACGGGAGGCACCACCUACCGACGUGACAUCCAGCGAGAUUAAUUCUUCCUACAUCAUCGUCAUUAUCAUCACUGUUUCCGCCUCUGUUUGCCUACUCAUUGCUGCGCCCAUAGUCUUUGCUACAUUAAAAUCGAAAAAGAAGGCCCAUCGUUCCGGACCGAAUAACGCUGAGAACCUGCCGGACGUUCUCUUGGAAAAGGGGGAUUUUACAAUGAAUUAUAUCUAUACGUUUGCAGCAACCUCCCUCAUCUUUUUUAUCAUUAAUAUCUCCAUCAUCGUGUUGUGGUACAUUAUGAGAAAGCGAAAUAAAUCUCGAAUAAACAAAUCGCAAACGGCGGAUAUGUACGCGCCAUCAACCGUGAAUGGAGACACCAUGACCGGCGAAUUAAGUUCGGUUUCGGACGAGAAGAGCGACGUUAACUUCGACACUAACGAUUACGUGGACGAGGGACGAAAGACAGCAGCUAGCACGUAUUUGAUAGAUCAAACUAUGCAAGAUUUUGGGAAAGGGAACAUGGAAAUGCAGGUACAUCAUCAAGGAACCCUUGGUCGUCGUGGCAACCACAUUCAACCACCGAUGAGCAUGGAUUCACCGCCACAGCGAACAACAGCCAGUGGGACACUUUCUGUUUCGAAAUCGAGUUACAUCGGAAACCCCAGCCCAGCGCCGCCAAACGACGUGAAUUUCUACAGCGUGGAGAUCGACAAUGGUCGUUAUUUGGGAUACGAGACGAAUCACAGUCCAAUUCCGGUGGUAGGUGAUCCAGGUUCUGGCAGCUAUUAUCCAUCCAUGAGUCCAACCGGACAUAUGAUGUCGAGUCACGUGAGCAGCGGGACAGGCACGCUAACACGCAGCAGAACCCUACCACGUCCGGUCCCGCCACCGGAUGUAACCGUAAUGACCGCAGGCUCAAAGUCACCGAUACCACCGUCGGUACCACCACCACCUACUACAUUUGCUCGGUCGGUAUCUAGCAACGCGCACACCCACGGUCACCCGUUGUCGACCUUCACUCCCACGCCAGCCUAUUCCGACAUUGAUGGCCAUCUUGUCUGAGGAUCGCCGAUUUUCGGCCCCAGUUCGGUGCGUGGCAAGUAUCGUGCCGUUCCGAGGGACGAGACUAUCGUCGUAACAGAAAGAACCA
Messenger RNA from Eufriesea mexicana, 3892 nucleotides. It is a transcript of the gene sns, whose product is annotated as sticks and stones. Gene Ontology annotation, molecular function: cell adhesion molecule binding. Gene Ontology annotation, biological process: cell-cell adhesion. The transcript is spliced from 17 exons. The record is from RefSeq and is a predicted model, not a curated record. The coding region runs from base 1 to 3804 and encodes 1267 amino acids. Lineage: Eukaryota; Metazoa; Arthropoda; Insecta; Hymenoptera; Apidae. Gene Ontology annotation, cellular component: cell-cell junction; plasma membrane.